AUGCGAUCGAAUCCAUAUAUACCGUUAAUCGCUGCCUUAAUUGCCUUACUUUGUAUGGGUAUAGUGGUAGGCACUAUUGCUGUUGGUCUCAUUCCAGUAUAUUUGCAACAAAAGGGAGAUGAUAUUAGCGUCGGUACUAACUCUAAUCCACAAGUUUACACUUUGAAUUAUAUAACAAAUUCAAAAAAUCCAACUUCAUACUCAAUAGAAGAUAUGAAUGCAUUGAGUGCACAACUGAACCAAGCAUUGAAUCUAAAGGAAUUGGUCACGAUGGCAGCUAAAUAUGUACCACCAACAAGCAGCAACAGAAAGAAAAGAGCAGCAACUGAAUGUGCAAAGGGGCAAAAUACAAAAAAUGGUAUAUUUGAAAUGGAAUUCCGAAUUGACUAUUCCAAAGCGUGUCGAACACAAGCGUGUCAACGAAAAUUGGAUGAUCAAGUUAAUUCACACAUUACAAGGCUUUUCUCAUCAAUUCAUAUAUCAGUUAAUUUGCCUAAUGGUACUUCAAUCAGUUUUUCAUUGAGUUUCUGUUCGCUGAAAUCAGCUGUUAGUACAGCCACAACACAGCAAACUUCAACAACCUACACUCCCAAUCUGCCUAGCUCAACUACAUCGACAACAUCAACGUCAACCACUGCAUCGACAACAUCAACGUCAACCACUGCAUCGACAACAUCAACGUCAACCACUGCAUCGACAACAUCAACGUCAACCACUGCAUCGACAACAUCAACUACUGCAUCGACAACAUCAACGUCCACCGCUGCAUCGACAACAUCAACUACUGCAUCGACAACAUCAACGUCAACCACUGCAUCGACAACGUCAACUACUGCAUCGACAUCAACAUCAGCAUCAACAUCAACAUCGACAACGUCAACCACUGCAUCGACAACAUCAACUACUGCAUCGACAACAUCAACGUCAACCACUGCAUCGACAACAUCAACGUCAACCACUGCAUCGACAACGUCAACUACUGCAUCGACAUCAACAUCAGCAUCAACAUCAACAUCAACAUCGACAACGUCAACCACUGCAUCGACAUCAACAUCAGCAUCGACAACGUCAACCACUGCAUCGACAUCAACAUCAGCAUCAACAACAGCACCAUCAUGUAAUGACGGAAUCAAGAAUAAUGGUGAAACAGAUGUGGACUGUGGUGGGACACAAACACCCCGUUGUUAUAGAUGUGGUGUCGGUAAAGCAUGUACGCAAAAUGCAGACUGUGGUACCAGCCACUGUGGUUCAUCGAAUCUAUGUGUGAAACCAUGA
This is a messenger RNA of Adineta ricciae, 1275 nucleotides long. The record is from the annotation of a GenBank genome assembly. NCBI's taxonomy places the organism in Eukaryota, Metazoa, Rotifera, Eurotatoria, Adinetida, Adinetidae.